CCUUAAAAAUAUCAUCACUCAUCCACUUAUUGGGAUAGCAGAAUGCAUUGGCUUGUCUUUCUUCACUGCUGCACAGAAACUGAAAUAGUUAGCUCCCACAAAUGUAAUGGAGGCUAGCAUGUAAAUUCCCCACACUGAUAGAAGAACAGACCUUCAUGGUCCACAUUGAGAUUUGGUGAAAAGAUGUUUUUUGAGACUAUCAGUAGUAGACUGGUGGAAUUUUUGGCAGAAUAAUGGGUAUGCUUUCCUCUAAGUGUAAUGAUACCAUUACUGGUAUACAAUAAUCUCCAUGACUUUGGUGUUCUUUCUUUCUAUUUAGUAUGUAUUUAGGGCUAAUUAACAACUUCCUUGCUGGCAUUUUUCAAACAUUAAGGGCCAAAUUCUGAAAUGAUUUAUUGUAUAAGGAGGUAUAAGUUACAUGGCGGUAAAUGGAUAUGAGUCUCAGGGAGUCCUAAAAUGGUGGUGUAUGUACUGAGGGGGGUGGAGAGAGAGGUAGAAGAUUAUAUAAAUUAUACAAGUUUAGAUUCGUCUCAGAUUUUGUCUCCAAGAGUCCACAUUUACCAUCAAGGAAAAAUAUUUUUAAAACUUUAAUUGUGAUGGAACACAGCUCCAGCAUGAUAUUUUGUAAAUAUGUCACUCCUUUCCCAAAGCCAGCUUCAUUUUCUCUGGGUGGUUUCAUAAUGUUCACAGCUGUGGGUCAGAGCCCUUCUUGAUUGCCGCAUGAGUGAUUUAACAGCUGGUUGCAGCCAAUUUUGUUUUGUUUACCUCUUCAGCUGUAGUUUAGCCAACGUUAUCUCUAAAAGACAGAUCACUCUGAUCUUUGCCAUAUGAAGUUAACAAAAAAAAACAAAUGGUAUGUUAAGGGUUAGAACAAGAAGUAAUCUGAAAAUGACCUCUUCCUUCAAGGCUUAGCCCAAAGGCUUCCAAACUGCUCUGAGGAGCACUUGCUGUUUGAGGAAAGUGGCUGGGUGUGCUGUGCUAGAUCUCCAUGUUUCCAGCAGAUGAAAAUGGAACAUGUAGGAAGGGUAGAUACAAUGAAGAGCAAGAGUAGGAGGCAUGAUUACCUCCUCCCCCAUCCUCCCAUUAACACUACUUAACAUUCUUUUGGACCUGGAAUGGCCAGUCAACAAGCAGAAGUUCAGAGUUUGAAACUAGAUAAUGAUUCGGUUAUAGAAGGAAUAAGUGACCAGGUACUGGUGGCUGUAGCGCUCAGUUUCACUUUCAUUGCUGCUCUGGUGUAUAUGCUUUUAAGAAAUGAGCAUCAGAACAUUCAUCCAGACAACCAAGAACUAGUGAGGGCACUUCGGCAGCAGCUUCAAACAGAACAGGAUGCAUCUGCUGGUGAUAGACAUCGUUUCUAUACUGACAUGUCCUGUCCAGUCUGUUUACAGCAGGCUACAUUUCCCAUCGAAACAAACUGUGGACAUCUUUUCUGUGGUACGUGCAUUAUUGCAUACUGGAGGUAUGGCUCGUGGCUGGGUGCCAUCCGUUGCCCAAUCUGCAGACAAAUGGUAACAUUGCUUUUACCACGCUUCAGUGAAAAUCAGCAGGAUGCAGCACAAGUGCUUCAGGAUGUCAAUGAUUACAACCGGAGAUUCUCAGGACAGCCCAGAUCUAUUAUGGAAAGAAUUAUGGAUUUACCCACUUUACUGCGGCAUGCUUUCAGGGAGAUGUUUACUGUAGGGGGCCUUUUCUGGAUGUUCCGUAUCAGAAUAGUCCUCUGCCUGCUAGGAGCUUUGCUCUAUCUGGCUUCACCUCUGGAUUUUCUUCCUGAAGCCCUCUUUGGAAUUCUGGGAUUUUUAGAUGAUUUCUUUGUCAUCUUUCUGCUGCUGAUAUACAUCUCUAUCAUGUACCGAGAAGUAAUAACGCAGAGACUGAAUAGAUAAUGAGUGGAAACAAUCAUGAUACAGAAGUUUGUGUGGAAUGCUGAACAAAGGGAACCAUGACAGUAUGACAUAGUAAAGCACCUGUAUAAACUUUUAGUUUUUGCAAUUAAAUAGCUUGUAGUAAAUUACUUUGUGCAAAUGUGAGGGGUUAAACUGUGGUGAUGCUUAACUGGAAUCUUUAAUUUGUGUUACAUACGCUUAAAUAUUGAAGAGGUUAGAUUUAUGAUGUAAUAAAUUACCUACAUCUGCUUACUCCCAAUGAGCAAUUGUAUGUAAUGCAAGAUAAUGCUAGUUAUAAAACACCUCUUCGUGUGUAGUUUGUGAAAGGGAAGUUCUAUUUAUGUGAUGUCAGGACUUCAAACAAAAAAGAAUUCAGAUUAGCUUGGCGCAUUAAGACACUUCAAUAUAUAGCUUAUCAAACAGCUUAAUGUCUCACUGUGGUGGGUCAAAGUAUUUUUAAAUAACAAUAGUUUUUCAUAUCUGUCUAUGCAAGAAGAAACCCAAAGACAGCAUUACAGGUUGACGCAGUGAAUUUUACUGCUGUACACAAUUCGUAUUGCACAAAGAGAAGAAAAAACACUUCAGUGUUGCUUUAACUGCACUAUGUAUUAUAUGUAUUUCCAACUAUUUUACUUUUCAGUUUUGGGGGGAAAAGGCUUUCCGUGAGGGCCAAGAUGAAGAAACCAGGAAUAGUCAACACUUUGGUGACUGGCACUGAUUAAUCUUUUUUCACAUAGGUUUUGUGUACAUUAGCAGUACAGUAUUUGAACAUCGGGUAAGUUGCACUGUUGUAAGCCCUACUUUAUAUCCCCCUGCAACACAUUUAAACUGGGGGUUUGCAUCCAUGCAGCUACAUCAAAGUAAUUUACCACUGCAAAAAAACCCUGUAGGUUUUUAGUAGCAAUUUGUUUGAAAGUGGAAAUCCAAAGUGUAUGUCAUAACAGGAUAGUUUUUACACUUAAAAUUUUACCUGAAUAUGGAUGGUAAUUAAUAAAGUAAUUAAAGUA
Molecule: messenger RNA, 2893 nt
Organism: Chelonia mydas (Green sea turtle)
Lineage: Eukaryota; Metazoa; Chordata; Testudines; Cheloniidae
Gene: RNF170
Product: ring finger protein 170
Exons: 7
Coding region: 1116-1886 (256 amino acids)
Molecular function (GO): ubiquitin protein ligase activity
Source: RefSeq, a predicted model, not a curated record